ACAUAACUCCAAUCAUCUCAAGGGAAAUAAUCUGCUUAUCAGCGUCAUGGCAGAGUGUGUCGGAUGUUUAUUUGCUGUUUAGGUAUUACACAAUGAAAUGUGCUGCACUGAAAUAUAAUCUUCAUCUCAACCCCAAAUAUGAUUCCCACACUGACUCUCAGACAUCACAUUCAGUGUAUACACCAGUUAAAAACUGUUUAUAAAUGGACAACUUCUCUCCAACUCUAUCAUGUUUACACCAGAACUACAGCAAAAAGGUUGCCAUUUUCAUGUUCAUCUCAGUUCCUUACCAGUGUCUGUUAUAAUGGACAAUACAAGCAGGUGGUAGUACCAGGUGAGGGGCCAUCUUCUGUACAGAUAUUGGAAGAAACUAGGUCUCUUAUUCAAGACAAUAAUUUUGAUGCUUUGCAUGAAACUCUUAAAGUCCUACCGAAGCAGAUUUAUUCUGAACUUCACACAGUUCCCUGGCUUCACUACCAUAAUCAACCAAUUGCUAUGAUGCAACUGCUUCUCAACAAUAAAUCUGACCUUUAUUUAGGUCCUAUUAGGAAAGAUCCUGCUUUUAUAAACAUCCUUCAAUUUAUUGACCAGAACCUCGAACAGAUUCCUGAUCAACAUAUUCCAGGUUAUUUCCAUAGUUUUCUUUUCCUCGGCACUGACUGCACUUCACCCAUCAUACAUAAACUUUUGUAUCGUUUGCAAAAUUCAAAAGAAAAUUUGAAUCUAAAUGAUACUGCUCUUAUUUGUGAAGCCCUUCGAAUAUUUCCCCGUGGGGACUUCAAAGUAUGGAGUCGGGUUUUGAAGUGUCUUGACAUCAUAUUGAAAGAGACUGAUAUCUCUUCUCCUGAUUUCGAUGUUUAUGACCUCAGUCGAACUGUCACCAAUAUCCGACACAUAUCUACAUCUGAAAAAUUGAACACUGUUUUGAAUCUUACCCACCAAGUAGUCCUCAACAAUGGUGAAAACUUAAAUAUCCUCCAGCUUGGCGCUUGUCUCAGGAUGUACAGACACCUCUCGUUUCUAGCGUCACCUUAUUAUAGGGAGGGGAACAAAGAGAAUGCCAGUCAUAUUGUUGACUUAUUAAUACCAAAGUUGCCUAUGUUAACCUGUGCAAACUUUGCUGAUGUUUGUCAUGUGAUGAAAGUGAUGGGCAUCUACGAUGAGUCAACCAGCAGGAAGUUCCAGAAGCAAGCACUCAAGAUUCUUCAUUCAGAGACCCUUAAAAUUAGUGAACUCGUCAACUUAUGUUAUGCUUUCAAUUACAUGUUAAUGCAUAACGACCGUUAUAAAGUCGAAUCUGCACUGUAUAAAGACCUUAGUGAUGCUGAUGUCUUGUUGCUAAGCAACAUAGCAGACAUCUUAAUAGAUAUAAAAUGCAACAACAGUGAUCUAAUUAUAUAUUAUUUUGAAAUGAUUAAACAACACAUUGAUAAUCUUAAAAAUUAUGUGACAAGAUUCUUCAAAGUAUUUAGAUUUGUGAACAGGAAUCAAAUUAACCAUCAAGAUAGCUUUCUCUUCCGGGAGAUACUCAACCUACUCAAUUCCCAACAAGGACUCAGUGUUUGGACUAUAAGUACUCUUUCUUCUUUUCUCCUUCCCCAAUGUAAACCUGUCAUCCCAGAAUUAUUAAUGAACAAACUGCUCGCUAUUAUACCACAGAGUGGCAUAAAUGAUAUAGCACUAAUCCUGUCAGGAAUCAACAAGAUGAAACGACCCUGGGUUCGCCAAAUGUAUCAACAGGUGCUGCAACUACAGACAGCUCUAUAUCAGAAUGUAGAGGGCCGAUUAGAUGAGGUUCAGAACAUUGAUGUCCUCAUUCAGAUGGUACAAGUGUUAUAUGUGAAGAAUGAGAUAAAGGAAACAAUGUUAUUGGAAAAUUUAAUGAAGAGAAUAACAGACUUCAUGGAUUCUUUCAAUCCUAAACAGUUCCGUUACGUUUAUAACCUCUUAUUCCAGGUGAAGUACAUCCAGCCUGAUGUCCUAAACAAAAUGACUGAAUAUUUACUGAACCAUGAAGACACAGUUAACUUCUCUGAUUUCAGUAAUUUUGUCCAUGUUAUUUCUUACCUGGGAUUCCAUCCUAAACUAUUUGAUGAAUUUGAAAGUUUAUGUGAAAGACAACUAGAGAGGCACAUCAUGAAAGCAGAUUUACCUAGACAACUGAAGUUUACCAAUGAUCUGUGCAAAUUACAGAUUUUUAUCGACGGGUGGCUCUCAAAGUUAUUCUCAUAUGAAUUCAUUGAAAAAAUUGAUGAAUAUAUUGGUUCACAUCCUCAAAGUCAACAGAAUAUCAAGAUGAGUCUCAUGCUACUAAACCGUUGUGUUGUCUUAGAAUGCCCACAUCUUGAUAUCCCUUGGUUCCAUGAAGAAUUUUGUCAAAAGACUAUGAGUAGAGAUAAAUAUAAUGAAUCCUGGAUUCACCAUGAAAUAGAAUCAGCUUUGAAAGAGGCUCUUGGCAGUUCAAAGUUUUACAGAGCUUCAGCAUUUACUCCUUAUUUCUUUGUACUUGAUUUUGAAUGUCUUCUAGAUGCUGAUAAGAAACCAGUCAGUAUCUCUCUUGCCAAUGAACUACAUAUCCAAGAAGAAGGGUACCAGAAGGUUGCAAUUUGUAUCCAGUUGGAGAAAUACUUUUCUGUAAACAGCCGCAAUCUACUUGGCUCACAUCAGAUGAAACAAAGACAACUGGAAAUUCUUGGUUAUAAAACUGUUGAGAUUCCCUUUUUUGAUUGGAACUCAAUGGCAUUGUCAGACUGGCCAGAAAAAGUUGGGUAUCUCAGCAAAAAGAUAUUCAGAUGACCUUCACUACAAAUUUAGAUAUUUCAAUAAAGUUGCUUCCUUGAAACAAAAAA
Molecule: messenger RNA, 2849 nt
Organism: Octopus bimaculoides (California two-spot octopus)
Lineage: Eukaryota; Metazoa; Mollusca; Cephalopoda; Octopoda; Octopodidae
Product: FAST kinase domain-containing protein 1, mitochondrial
Biological process (GO): mitochondrial RNA processing; regulation of mitochondrial mRNA stability
Cellular component (GO): mitochondrial matrix; ribonucleoprotein granule
Molecular function (GO): RNA binding
Source: RefSeq, a predicted model, not a curated record